Messenger RNA from Strongylus vulgaris, 369 nucleotides. Lineage: Eukaryota; Metazoa; Nematoda; Chromadorea; Rhabditida; Strongylidae. The record is from the annotation of a GenBank genome assembly.
AUGUUCUUCGUUCGAAAAUUAAAUCUAUUUGCAAAUUUCGAUGCUCUUCCUAGAAGAUUUUUACCAUGGCCUACAAAUCUCUUUGCAAUUGAAUUAGACUUAUUUCCCUCAUUAUUGGAAUGCAACAUCCUUUUCCAGAAAGGACGUGCUGCUGUACUGCAGGAUCAGGACGCUCUAUUAGCAAUCGCCCGAACUAUUGAUAUCAACGAGUGCAAGUGCAAGAUAGUCGCAGUAGAAAUAUUAUCUGGGCUUUGUUUUGUCCCAGAUGAUGGGCAUCGUCGAGUUUUAACCGCUCUCACACAGCUUUCACCAAUUCUCGGCGAACGAACUCGUUUCCAAACGCUUGUUAGCGAUUUACAUAAAAGGUAA